AAAUGCAAGGCACUCAACUACUACGGGAACGAAUUGACAGAACUCGCUAGGCGUGGAAAACUGAAUCCUAUUUUAGGUCGGAAAGAUAAAAUUGACCGAUGCAUUCAAAUCUAGUCCUGUGAAACAAAGAACAACCCUAUUAUUCUUGCUGACAUCUGUAAAGCAAGAACUGAAAUUGUUGAAGGGUUAGCUCAUGAAAUGAUUUAUGGGGAUGUUUCUGAGACACUGGUAAAUCGAAAGUUGAUCUCGCUAGAUACCACUUCACAGCUAGCAGGUACUAAGUCCAGAGAACAUUUCAAGCAAAGGCUAGAAGCUAUCUUGAAGGAAAUCACAGCUUCUAAUGAUCAGAUCAUCUUAUUCAUUGAUGAGAUCCAUAAAAUUGUUGAUACAGGGGGACAUGAUGGAGAGGUGGAUGUUGGAAAUCUAUUUAAUUCAAUGCUUGGCCGAGGAGAUCUUCGAAUUGUGGGAGCAACCACCUUCUGCGAGUAUAAGAUGUACAUUCAGGGUCUUGGUCUCGAAUGCAGAUUUCAAAAAGUACUAUGUGACAAUUUAAGGACGACAUGGCUUAUGACCCAAUGUUUUAUCUUCAUUGGUCCCUUGCUUGCUUCUUGAU
Molecule: messenger RNA, 613 nt
Organism: Rhododendron vialii
Lineage: Eukaryota; Viridiplantae; Streptophyta; Magnoliopsida; Ericales; Ericaceae
Product: chaperone protein ClpB4, mitochondrial-like
Exons: 4
Coding region: 199-612 (137 amino acids)
Biological process (GO): cellular response to heat
Cellular component (GO): cytoplasm
Molecular function (GO): ATP binding; ATP hydrolysis activity
Source: RefSeq, a predicted model, not a curated record